AUGAUUGCUAAAGCUGCAGCUACAAUCAAUCUAAGUGGUUACGUGUUGUUUUUAUAUUGGAAAAUCACGAUCCCAAUUGACGCGCGCGCUCUAUUCGCACCGUCGAGAGGCGCUGCACACUGCACGGUGCAUUCGGCCGCGUCGCCCUCGCUGUCCCGUCGUCGCCGGCCGCUUUUCUCUAAUGGUAGGAAGAGUAAU
Molecule: messenger RNA, 198 nt
Organism: Brenthis ino (lesser marbled fritillary)
Lineage: Eukaryota; Metazoa; Arthropoda; Insecta; Lepidoptera; Nymphalidae
Source: the annotation of a GenBank genome assembly